AUGGAUGCUGACGUUCCUGCUAUUCCUGUGGUAGAAGUUGUGCCUCCACGAUUUGACGUAGAGACGGAAAGGCACCUGCUGUCUGACUACCUGGAAGAGCAUGGAUAUGCAGUUGUGGCCAAUGUUGCUGAUGAUGCAGAGUUAGCGACAGCUCGAUCCUUGAUGUGGGAUUUCCUCGAGGCCUUGCCGCGCACACGGGUACGGCGUGACGAUGUGCGGACGUGGGAUGAUAAGUAUGACUGGAUCCCGAAUCCUGCCAACGGGAUCGUGCACGGUUUCGGAUUUGGCCAGUCUGACUUCAUGUGGCAUUUGCGACUGCUUCCACGUGUCAAGGCGGCUUUCGCGACAAUUUGGAGCACCGACGAUCUGCUGGUGUCCUUUGAUGGUGGAAAUAUUUUUCGGCCGUGGAAAUACAAAAGGUCAUGGCUGACAUCAGGAGGCUGGUAUCACUGCGACCAGAAUGCACGGUUCAAGGACGAUUGGGUUGACCACACACCUCCACAAGAAGGUUGGCAACCCAUUCGCCAGGUGGGUUAUGUUUGUAUGACGCCGCGCAAGUUUGCAUCAGCCGAUGUGAUCGAAAAAAGGAAGGAUGCUUUCGUUAACAACGGUAGCACGAGUCACUGGCCCCACAAGUUUGUGUCUGGGGGACCUGCGUUGCCAACCACACCGCAAAAAGACCCAGAGACGAUCUCCAAGGAGCAGCGGUUGCUGAUCGGCUACGAUAGAGACACUUCUCGAUGUGUUGUACAGUGA
Symbiodinium necroappetens is the source of this 756-nucleotide messenger RNA. Lineage: Eukaryota; Dinophyceae; Suessiales; Symbiodiniaceae. The record is from the annotation of a GenBank genome assembly.